Sinocyclocheilus anshuiensis is the source of this 8526-nucleotide messenger RNA. Its product is annotated as mucin-2-like. The coding region runs from base 1 to 8526 and encodes 2841 amino acids. Gene Ontology annotation, cellular component: extracellular matrix. Gene Ontology annotation, molecular function: protein binding. The transcript is spliced from 49 exons. Lineage: Eukaryota; Metazoa; Chordata; Actinopteri; Cypriniformes; Cyprinidae. The record is from RefSeq and is a predicted model, not a curated record.
AUGAAAAUUCACUAUAAAAGAGCAAGUUUUGACAGACAGUUCACAUUAGCUCUUGAGGAUGGUUGUUGUCUGCAUGGGGACUGUGAGGAUGUCCCAGAUGUGGAUGCUGAGAUGGGUCGUCCUACUGCUGGGGCUCCAGUUGACACAAGCAGCUCUGCCUUUGACACAGUCUCCCAUGAAUUGCUUAUUUCUCGUCUCUCAGAUUUGGGUAUUUCUGUGUUCCCUGACAUGACAAAUGUGAUCGUAACUACAGUUGUACCAAAUCCCGAUCAUCAGUCCACGAUCUGUAGCACAUGGGGAAAUUUCCACUUCAAGACCUUCGAUGGUCAUUUCUUUCAAGUGCCAGACACGUGCAACUACAUUCUGGCUGAGUUGUGCAACAGCAAGUAUUUUAGCAUUGAAAUGCAAAAAAAGAUAAUAAAUAACUCAGUCAUUUUCAGCAAAAUCACAGUCAAUCUGGAGGGCACAGUCAUUGAACUCACCACCAACAACAUCAUCAUGGAUAACAAAGUGCUGUAUAAUACAACCAUUAAGAAUGGAAUUACAGUCGAUUUGAGGGCAUCAAGUGUUAAGAUCUCAAAGAAUCAUGAAGUGAAUGUCUUUUGGGAGAAGGGCCGAUCAUUACUGAUUGAACUUCCGAAAAAGUACCAAAGCCAGACCUGUGGACUUUGUGGAAACUUCAACGGCAACAAGACUGAUGAUUCAUUUGACAACGGUUUGGCGACAUGGAAAGUGUUACCAACUGAAUCCUGUGAGGUCUUAAUAAUUCAUCCUAAUGAUCAGUGCAAAAACCAGACAAACAUUUGCCAGCAGCAUCUCAGCAGGCCGGGGUUUAGUGACUGUUACAGGGUGAUGGACAUGAGUUCAUUUGAAAAAGCCUGCGAAGACGAUCUGUGUCAGUGUUACGGCAAUGAUGACUGUCUCUGCAACACGCUCACAGAGAUUUCACGACUGUGCACACAUGCUGGAGGAGAACCAGGAACAUGGAGGACAGAACAGCUCUGUCCAAAGACGUGUCCUCUGAACAUGCAAUACCUGGAGUGUGGGAAUCCGUGCAAGAACACCUGCUCAGGUCCAGAUGCAAGUGUACUGUGUAAAGAACACUGUGUGGACGGCUGUUUCUGCCCUCUUGGUACGGUUGAGGAUGACAUUGGUCACAGUGGUUGUAUUCCUGUGAACAAAUGCCUUUGUGUGCACAACGGCACAGUAUAUCAAUCAGGAGAGUCUUACAAACAAACUUGCAAAAAAUGUGUGUGUGCCGCUGGACACUGGACUUGUACAUACCUGGAAUGUCCCGGAAUCUGCUCUGUUGUUGGAGGGUCUCACAUCACCACUUAUGAUGGAAAGACCUUCACCUUCAGCGGCAACUGUGACUACAUCCUCACUAAGCGCUCUAAUGACAGUGAUAUUGCUGUCAUGGGAAACCUGGCAAAGUGUGAUCAGACCCGAUCAGACACAUGUCUAAAUUCAGUUACCCUUGUCAUCCCAGGGACCACUAUUCGUUUUUCCUCCAAUGGUGUUGUGACACUGAAUGAAGAUGGUCCAUAUAAGCUUCCUGCCACCACAGGUCCUGUGAGCAUUUUUAAGCCCUCUUCCUCCUUCAUCAUUGCUGAUAUGAAGAGUCUUCGUCUAGAAAUCCAGUUGGCUCCAGUUAUGCAGUUGUAUAUUGUUGCCAACCCUGACGAGAAAGGAAAGAUGAGCGGUCUAUGUGGCAACUACAAUGAUGUCCAAUUAGAUGACUUCAAAAUAGAGUCGGGCAUCACCGAGGGCACACCAAUAACCUUUGUCAACUUUUGGAAAAACCAAAACAGUUGUCUAAAUCUUGAAAACACAUUUGACAACCCCUGUAGCCUGCAUUCGGAGAUAGAGAAAGUAGCUAAAAACUGGUGUUCCUGUCUUACAAACCCAAAAGGAGUUUUUUCCGCAUGUCAUUCAGAAAUAUCUCCUGAGAUUUACUACCAAUGGUGUGUCUAUGACACCUGCAAAUGUGCAGAUAUUAGGAAGUGUAUGUGUGCGGCUGUGUCCAACUAUGCCCACUCCUGUGCUGCCAGAGGAGUCAUUCUCCAGGGCUGGAUGGAUUCAAUCACCUGUGUGACUAAGUGUCCAGGCAACAUGAAGUACUCCUACAGCGUGACCAGCUGUGGCAGCACAUGCCGCUCUCUUAGUGGACAAGAUAGCACCUGCCAAGGGUCCUUCACACCUGUAGAUGGUUGUGUAUGCCCUGAGGACACCUACCUCAAUAAUGACGGCAGCUGUGUGACUGCUGACCAGUGUUCUUGUUACAGUGGCAACCAGGUCAUAAAACCAUCAGGAAUAAUCUACAAUAAUGGUGUUAAAUGCACCUGUAACCUUGGCAAAUUACACUGCUCCAGCCAAGAAGACUGUGUGAAUCCAAUGGUCUUCUUCAACUGCUCAAAACAUGAACACGGACACAAAGGGACGGAGUGUCAGAGGACAUGUGAGAAACAAGACCCCAACAAUUGCGUGAGUACAGGGUGUGUAUCAGGGUGUAUGUGUCAAAAUGACCUUCUAGUUGAUGGGGAAGGUAGGUGUGUGGAGAGGAAAAAUUGCACCUGUGUCCACAAUGGGCUCAUCUAUUCACCUGGAAAACAAGUUCAGGAGGACUGUAACACCUGCACAUGCAAAAAUGGGAUGUGGACUUGUACUGAAAAGACAUGCUAUGGUACCUGUACCAUCUAUGGUGAAGGUCAUUUUAGGACUUUUGAUGGCAGGAGAUACUCCCUCUACAGAGAAUGUGAACACACCAUAGCCCGUGAUAAUUGCAAUAUGGACCAGACUCUCUCCUUCAGCAUUGUCACACAGAACAAAUUCUGUGAGACCACCAGCACCAUCUGCAAGUCUAUCAGUCUCAAAUUUGGGAGAUAUGAGAUUCAUUUUUCCGAGGAUGAAGUCAAAGUUAUUGGCAAUGACACUGAUUACCAAUAUCAGAUUCAUACUGCAGGGAUAUAUAUUGUCACAGAGGUCAAAGGUCUUUUGAACUUAAUCUGGGACAAUAAAACAAGUUUGAUGCUCCAACUUGAUCCCAAAUUUAAGGGCAAGGUGUGUGGACUGUGUGGAAACUUUGAUGGUAAUGCGAACAAUGACUUUAUGAAGCACAAUGGAGAAGUGGUGACGGAUCCAGCAGAUUUUGGGAAUAGCUGGAAGGCGAAUCCUGACUGCCCAGAUUUGACAAACAUGAUAGACUUUUGUAAAGAAAGUCCACAUCGGCUUGUCUGGGCUGAAAAACGAUGCAGCAUCAUAACAAGUGAUGUCUUUAAAGUUUGUCACGCACUUGUGGAUUCUGGACUAUACUAUGAUGCCUGUGUAAAGGACACCUGUGCAUGUGACACUGGGGGUGACUGUGAUUGUUUCUGUACUGCAGUGGCAGCUUACGCUGCUGAAUGCCGUAAAAAAAAAGCUUGUGUGGCAUGGCGGAGCCCAAGCAUAUGCCCCUUAUUCUGUGACUACUACAACCCUCCGGGAAAAUGUGAGUGGCACUAUAAAUCCUGUGGACCACCCUGCCUGAAAACCUGCAAAAACCCCUCAGGAACUUGCUCUGAUCAAAUUCCUCUACUUGAAGGAUGUUUUCCUCAGUGCCCUCCAGACACUCCAUAUCUAUUGGAUGAAACCAUGACUUGUGUUAAAGAAUGUUACACUACUACGACUACAACAACAACUACCACUACUACUGUAACACCACCAUCUACAACAACAGAAACAUCUACUGCUAGCUCUACAACAACUACACUGUCAACCACAACUCCUACAACAACUACCACGACUACUGUAACACCACCGUCUACAACAACAGGAACAUCUACUGCUAGCUCUACUAUUACUACACUGUCAACCACAACUCCUACAACAAAGUGGUUUGACAACAGCCGAGCCAGAACAGAUGGCCAAGGACAGGAAAUUGAAAGAAAAAUAUCCUGUGAGAAACCAAACAGAACUGAAUGCAUGACACCACCAUCUACAACAACAGGAACAUCUACUGCUAGCUCUACAACAACUACACUCUCAACCACAACUCCUACAACAACUACCACGACUACUGUAUCACCACCAUCUACAACAACAGGAACAUCUACGGCUAGCUCUACAAGAACUACAGUGUCAACCACAACUCCUACAAUACCUACUACCACUACUACUGUAACACCACCAUCUACAACAACAGGAACAUCUACGGCUAGCUCUACAAGAACUACAGUGUCAACCACAACUCCUACAAUACCUACUACCACUACUACUGUAACACCACCAUCUACAACAACAGGGACAUCUACAGCUAGCUCUACAAUUACUACAGUGUCAACCACCACUCCUACCACUACUACUGUAACACCACCAUCUACAACAACAGGAACAUCUACGGCUAGCUCUAAAAGAACUACAGUGUCAACCACAACUCCUACAAUACCUACUACCACUAGUACUGUAACACCACCAUCUACAACAGGGACAUCUACUGCUAGCUCUACAACUACUACAGUGUCAACCACAACUCCUACAACUACUACCACUACUACUGUAACAUCACCAUCUACAACAGGAACAUCUACUGCUAGCUCUACAACUACUACAGUGUCAAACACAACUCCUACAACAACUUCCACGACAACUGUAACACCACCAUCUACAACAACAGAAACAUCUACUGCUAGCUCUACAACUGCUACAGUGUCAACCACGACUCCUACAACAACUACCACGACUACUGUAACACCACCAUCUACAACAACAGAAACAUCUACUGCUAGCUCUAUAACAACUACAGUGUCAACCACAACUCCUACAACAACUACCACGACAACUGUAACACCACCAUCUACAACAACAAGAACAUCUACUGCUAGCUCUACAACUGCUACAGUGUCAACCACGACUCCUACAACAACUACCACGACUACUGUAACACCACCAUCUACAACAACAGAAACAUCUACUGCUAGCUUUACAACAACUAGAGUGUCAACCACAACUCCUACAACAACUACCACUACAACUGCAACACCGCCAUCUACAACAACAGAAACAUCUACUGUUAGCUUUACAACGACUACAGUGUCAACCACAACUCCUACAACAACUACUACGACUACUGUAACACCACCAUCUACAACAACAGGAACAUCUACUGCUAGCUCUACAACAACUACAGUGUCAACCACAACUCCUACAAUACCUACUACCACUACUACUGUAACACCACCAUCUACAACAACAGGAACAUCUACUGCUAGCUCUACAACAACUACAGUGUCAACCACAACUCCUACAAUACCUACUACCACUACUACUGUAACACCACCAUCUACAACAACAGGAACAUCUACUGCUAGCUCUACAACAACUACAGUGUCAACCACAACUCCUACAAUACCUACUACCACUACUACUGUAACACCACCAUCUACAACAACAGGAACAUCUACUGCUAGCUCUACAACAACUACAGUGUCAACCACAACUCCUACAAUACCUACUACCACUACUACUGUAACACCACCAUCUACAACAACAGGAACAUCUACUGCUAGCUCUACAACAACUACAGUGUCAACCACAACUCCUACAAUACCUACUACCACUACUACUGUAACACCACCAUCUACAACAACAGGAACAUCUACUGCUAGCUCUACAACAACUACAGUGUCAACCACAACUCCUACAAUACCUACUACCACUACUACUGUAACACCACCAUCUACAACAACAGGAACAUCUACUGCUAGCUCUACAACUACUACAGUGUCAACCACAAUACCUACUACCACUACUACUGUAACACCACCGACUACUGUAACACCACCAUCUACAACAACAGGAACAUCUACUGCUAGCUCUACAACAACUACACUGUCAACCACAACUCCUACAACAACUACCACGACUACUGUAACACCACCAUCUACAACAACAGGAACAUCUACUGCUAUCUCUACAACAACUACAGUGUCAACCACAACUCCUACAACAGUUAGCACAACUAUAACACCACCAUCUACAACAACAGAAACAUCUAUGUCUACCAAAUGUUUCUGCAUAUAUGAAAAUGUAAACUACCCAGUGGGUUCAACAAUCAGCCCUCUACAGGAUGAGUGCUAUACUGCUUAUUGCAACUCCUCUUGUUAUAUUGUAAAAAAGAUUCGAUCUGACAAUCACACGACAGACGCAUGCACUGUGUUAACAUGCAAAAAUGGAAAACUCACCCCGGAACCUGUAUAUUGUGAACCAAUAACUACAAACCAUAAAUGUGACAACGGGUUUGAUCCUGUGAAGGUGUAUUAUAACAAUGGCUGCUGCUAUAAGUAUGAGUGUGAAUGUUUGUGCAUGACCUGGGGUGACCCUCAUUACAGAACCUUUGAUGGACAAUACUAUGCUUUCCAAGGAAACUGCACUUAUGUUUUGUUCCAAGAAAUCAUCCCAAGAUACAAUAUCAGUGUCCAUGUUAAAAACUACUAUUGUGAUGUUACAGACCUUCUUGCUUGCCCUGAGUAUGUGACUGUGUAUUACAAAUCCUACAAAAUCAAGCUGACCAGCAAUAAUGAAGUGAUCCAUGUCUAUGUUAAUGAUGAAGAGAAAAAGCCAACAUAUGUAAUCGAUAACAUCAUCAUCUCUACUACUGGCAUGACAGUGACUCUGAAUAUCUCUGAUAUCAAAACUGAGAUUACAGUCGGAGAUUUAGAUGUCAAAAUCAGACUCCCAUUCUCCUACUUUCAUGAUAAUACACAAGGACAGUGUGGGUAUUGUGACAACAACACCAGAAAUGACUGCAGACUUCCUAAUGGAACAAUCGACAAUUCAUGUGAGCACAUGGCACAAUUUUGGAUGGUCCCCCCAGGAUGUGAAUUUUCUCCACCUCCUCAUGUACCUCCUUCUCCAUCUAGCCCUCCAAACAUUACUGUCUGUGAAAUCAUCAAGAGCAAUUUGUUUACAAGUUGCCAUAAUGUCGUUCCCUAUCAGGACCAUUAUAAGGCAUGUGUAUAUGAUGUAUCAAGAAUGGGAAAUGAGUCUGUUGCCUGUGCUAGUGUGGAGGCCUAUGCACAGCUAUGUGGUCAAAAGUCUAUCUGUGUGGACUGGAGAAGCUCACCUGUCCUCAAAGGGCUAUGUGAAUUCAAGUGUCCCAGUCACAAAAUCUACAAGGCAUGUGGACCUAAAGUGGAAAAAUCCUGCAGUACAUCGUACAAUGAUAUGUAUGCAGAGAAAGAAUGUCACAGGAUUGAUUGUAACCAAAUGAUAACGGAAGGUUGUUAUUGUCCUGAUGGCCAAUAUCGGGUUAAUAUGACAUCAAAUAUGUGUACAUCUUACUGCGAUUGCAUUGGCCCUGAUGAUUUACCUAGAAAGCCUGGGGACACAUGGACAGUUGAUUGUAACAUAUAUAAUUGCACCACUUCUGGCAUUCCUUUGAAAAAGCCUGUAAAGUGUCUAACUGAAAUCCCCUGUGCUGACGGAUACAAAAGAGCUGUUAAAAACUGCUGUCCAACUUGUGUUUGUGAUCUUGAGCAAUGUCUUAUGAAGAAAUGUGAUGUGGGAUUUGAAUUAGCAUUAAAUAUAACUGAAGACCGUUGCUGUUCCUGUGUGCCUAAAGAUGUCUGUGUGUACAAUAAUACUGAGUACACGGUUGGAGAAGUCCGCCGUUACACAUGUGAAACUAUUACUUGCCGUCAAAUUAACGGCUCCUUUGUGACUGAGAAGAGCUCUGAGAAGUGCACAUACUCGGGUCAAUUUCACUGUAAACUUGGCUCUGAAUAUGUGAAACAAAAAGAAGACUGCUGUGGAAAGUGUGUACCAAGGAACUGUACUUACAUGGCAGACAACACCACAUAUAUGAUGCGGGUUGGAGAAGUCCACAUUUACAAAUGUGGAAAUGUUACCUGUCGUGAAAUUGAUGGCUCACUCGUGACUGAGAAGAGCUCUGAGAUGUGCACUUACUCAAGUUCACGUGACUGUAAACUUGUUGGAGAAGUCCACAUUUACAAAUGUGGAAAUGUUACCUGUCGUGAAAUUGAUGGCUCACUCGUGACUGAGAAGAGCUCUGAGAAGUGCACUUACUCAAGUUCACGUGACUGUAAUCCUGCUCACGAGGCGUACAAGUUUAAAUGUACAACUGGUACCUGCAAUGAAGUUAAUAACUCACUUGUGAUUGUGGAGAGCAUAAAAAAAUGCCCCGACUUUAAUCCAAAGGAUUGUGAAACCAUAAACUGUGUUGGUGUGAUGAACAUCACCAGCAACUGUGUUCUUGAGAAGAGCAACACCCGUCUGCAUGUCAAUGGUUGCACUUCCAUCGAGGAUGUAGAAGUUACAUCCUGCACUGGCCACUGUGACAGUAAAUCGAUGUAUUCGAUCUACGCGAACGAUUUGAUGCACAGCUGUUCCUGCUGCAAGGCGGCGAAUGUCACCAAUAAAACGGUGACACUGAAGUGUGCCAACAGCAGCGAUAUCCGUCAUAACUACACAUACAUAAACAGCUGCACAUGCACUCCAAUGACGUGUAAAGAUCAGAAUACCAUUGAAUAA